Funneliformis mosseae is the source of this 627-nucleotide messenger RNA. NCBI's taxonomy places the organism in Eukaryota, Fungi, Glomeromycota, Glomeromycetes, Glomerales, Glomeraceae. The record is from the annotation of a GenBank genome assembly.
AUGGAUUCAAUCGAAACUUCUUAUUAUGUUCCAGCUGUCAAUAUUCAUUAUAACAGUAACGCUCAAACUCCACCUUACAUUUUUUCUAUUUUUCCAACUUUAGACAUUUUUUCAUCGGAUAACACUUAUUAUAACUAUCAUCCAUUUUCUGAAAAUUAUUUUGAGACGAACCCUCUUGCAAAUGUUUUUCUAAACGGUAAUGGAGCACCUCCAAAAGCGACUCCAAAAGCGUCUCCAAAUGCAUCCCAAAAGGCACCCCCCUGUAAAUGGACCGGAAACGACACUGAACUCUUUCUCUCUUUAUUGAAAGAAGAAGGUAAUAAAAAAAUAUUGAAAGAACUAGCAGAUAAACGCGGUGGUAGUCGUUUUAGAAAAAGUUAUCUUUGGAACAAUGUCGCAUCUAAGUUAUCAAAUAAUAGAUUUACUCCCUAUCAAUGCGAGAUAAAAUGGAAAAACAUUAAACAGGUUCGAAAGAAUAAUCCCAAUUGUAGGUAUAAUUUAGUAGUUGAAGAAAUUCUCGGCCUAAUUUAUUUUACUCAAAUUCUAGAUAAUGAUAUUGAUACCUUAAUGAGAUUAAAGACUGUAUAUUUAUCACUUGAUAGUACUGAUGAAGAUAUUGAAACUUAG